AUGCAUUCAAAGGUGAAUAGCAACCAUGCCCAACGGGUUUUGUCCUUUCUGAAUGAGCAGAGGAGUCUCAGCUGGUUCUGUGAUGCCAAGCUGACUGUAGGAGGAGGUGGGAGGGUGUACAACGGCCAUCGCAAUAUCCUGGCCUGUUUCAGUGGGCGGUUCCAGGAGUCUGAGCCAACCACCACCAUGGUUAAGGAGGUCUCCCUCCCAGAGGAGUGCCCCACUGAUGGCCUGGAACUGCUUCUAGACUUUUUCUACACAGGGGAGUUAAAGCUUGACUCUCUGAAUCUGGAGAAUGUGCGACAGGCUGCAGACAGCCUAUGUGUACCAGAUGCGCUCGCACUUUGUCUGCAGUUUGCCACAGAAGGGAUAGUCUCCCCAGAAGGACCGCAGUCUGCAUAUCUUCUGGCUGAAAAUGAUUGGCUCAAUCUCAGCUGUAAUUUAUGUGGAAACCAAGGCCCCCCUAAAAAGGGGGAGGCCCCCUAAAAAAAGAGGGAGGCCCAAGAAAUCCCAAACCCCUUGUAGUGGCUCAAGUAAGAAGGAUUGUCCGGAAGCUACCGCCACCACAACUGCCAUCACAACUCGCUCUGGGAGUAGGGUGAAGGCCUCCAGAAGACUGCUUGGAGAGGGCCCCAGCUUGCAUCUCCUGCCCCAUGGGGGGACCACUAGCAGGGGGACUCCACCACUAGUUAUUAGCCUAAAGGAUAGGAGUGAUGGGGCUGUGGAGGAGGGACAAAGCCUCCCUCAGCCUACAGAUAUAACAGAGGUAGGCUACAAUACAUUACCUUAUCCUAAAGUGUUAACGUAAGAAUGAGUGUGGAGGGAAUGUGCCUACAGAUUUGUAGGUUUUAUACUAGAACUAUACAGUUGGCCUAUACCUUACUACAAGCACUUAGGCUAUAGCUACAAUAUGAUGGAUGAUGCAUCAAAUACUGUCUCCCAGUUGCAGGUGGAUGGGCCAGAAGAUGGGAUGAAUGACAGUAAAGAUGAUGAUUCAUUGUAUUUGAUUAUUUGACAGGUAACGGACGUGGUCGGCAGCCUUGUAGCAGAUUUGAGCUACAAAGCUAAUUCUCAUCUGCAGCCUCUUGAUGAAGAAGACUAUGAUGAUGAUGAUGGCAGUGGUGGUGAUUUGGUGGAGGGGGUAGAUGAGGACACUGAUGAAGACUAUGUGCCCCAUGCCCUGCCUUCUACCUCCUCCAGCCCCAAAGGCAGACGUAAAGGACCAGGAAAAGCUGUCAAUAAAGAGAACGGUGAAGGGGAAGCCAAGGGGUCUACAAAGGGCUCUGUUCAGUGCCCCACCUGCAAUAAGACCUUCCUCAGCAAGUACUACCUCAAAGUACACAACAGGUAUAUACAUAGAGUGGCUUGCAAAACGAUUCACCCCCCUUGGCAUUUUUCCUAUUUUGUUGCCUUACAACCUGGAAUUAAAAUGGAUUUUUUGGGGGGGUUUGUAACAUUUGAUUUACACAACAUGCCUACCACUUUGAAGAUGCAAAAUAUAUUUUUGUGAAACAAACAAGAAAUAAGACAAAAAAACAGAACUUGAGCGUGCAUAACUAUUCACCCCCCCCCCCCAAAGUCAAUACUUUGUAGAGCCACCUUUUGCAGCAAUUACAACUGCAAGUCUCUUGGGGUAUAUCUCUAUAAGCUUGGCAUAUCUAGCCAUUGGGAUUUUUGCCCACUCUUCAAAGCAAAACUGUUCCAGCUCCUUCAAGUUGGAUGGGUUCCGCUGGUGUACAGCAAUCUUUAGGUCAUACCACAGAUUCUCAAUUGGAUUGAGGUCUGGGCUUUGACUAAGCCAUUCCAAGACAUUUAAAUGUUUCCCCUUAAACCACUCAAGUGUUGCUUUAGCAGGACAAUGCUUAGGGUCAUUGUCCUGCUGGAAGGUGAACCUCCGCCCAGGCUCAAAUCUCUGGAAGUCUGAAACAGGUUUCCCUCAAGAAUUUCCCUGUAUUUAGCGCCAUCCAUCAUUCCUUCAAUUCUGACCAGUUUCCCAGUCCCUGACGAUUAAAAACAUCCCCACAGCAUGAUGCUGCCACCACCAUGCUUCACUGUGGGAUGGUGUUCUCAGGGUGAUGAGAGGUGUUGGGUUUGCACCAGACAUAGCGUUUUCCUUGAUGGCCAAAAAGCUCAAUUUUAGUCUCAUCUGACCAGAGUACCUUCUUCCAUAUGUUUGGGGCGUCUCCCACAUGCCUUUUGGCAAACACCAAACGUGUUUGCUUAUUUUUUUCUUUAAGCAAUGGCUUUUUUCUGGCCACUCUUCCAUAAAGCCCAGCUCUGUGGAGUAUAUGGCUUAAAGUGGUCCUAUGGACAGAUACUCCAAUCUCCGCUGUGGAGCUUUACAGCUCCUUCAGGGUUAUCUUUGGUCUCUUUGUUGCCUCUCUGAUUAAUGCCCUCCUUGCCUGGUCCGUGAGUUUUGGUGUCCGGCCCUCUCUUGGCAGGUUUGUUGUGGUGCCAUAUUCUUUCCAUUUUUUAAUAAUGGAUUUAAUGGUGCUCAGUGGGAUGUUCAAAGUUUCGGAUAUCUAGAUUGCACACAGGUGGACUUUAUUUAACUAAUUAUGUGAGUUCUGAAGGUAAUUGGUUGCACCAGAUCUUAUUUAGGGGCAUCAUAGCAAAGGGGGUGAAUACAUAUGCACGCACCACUUUUCCGUUAUUUAUUUUUUUGUUUUUGAAACAAGUUAUUUUUUUCAUUUCACUUCACCAAUUUGGACUAUUUUGUGUAUGUCCAUUACAUGAAAUCCAAAUAAAAAUCAAUUUAAAUUACAGGUUGUAAUGCAACAAAAUAGGAAAAACGCCAAAGGGGAUGAAUACUUUUGCAAGGCACUGUAACUGCUAUCAUAUUGUAUUGACUUUGCCAAUCACUAUGUUUAUAUUAAACAACCUUUGUCUUUAAAGGUUUGUCCUAUUUAGAUAAACUUUUAUUUUGCAAGAAAGACCUGAUUAAUGAAAAAGACAGGUAUUAUUGAAUGACUAGUGUGAAUAGUGUGUUUUCUGUUCUUCCUGUGUUCCCCAGGUGUCAUACAGGUGAGAUGCCCUUUCCAUGCUCUAAGUGUGGAAAGAGGUACUACAGGAAGGAGAAUUUGAUGGACCACCAGGCCAGGAACUGCAACUGUAGUGAAAAAAUAGAAGCGGUGAGUGACCAGCAGGACCAAGGCCAAGUUUCCUAGGCACCAAAAGGAAGGAAACUGAGCAUAAAGGGGAGGGACUACAUUGACUUGUCCAAUAAGUAAGUAGUCUUGCACGAGCCUUGGCUUAUGCAAGCUGGAACGGCUCAUAGGGCAGGAGCCUAUCUCCUGUUUCUGUAGCGUGAGGCAGCUUGAUGUACAAGUACACCCCCUGGACCAGACGCUAGUCUAUCGCAGGGCCUUACCCCCAGUCUAUCUCCUUAAUGCUGAGUGCCAAGUGGAGACUCAUCAGGUCCCAUUUUUACAGUCUUUGGUACGACUUGGCCAGGGAUAGAACUCGCAACCUUCCAAUCUCAGGACGGAUAUUCUAACCACAAGGCCACUGAGUUGUCCAAUAAGAAAUGUUCUUUUUCGUUUUCUGUGGCGAAACAUUUUGCUACGGUGUACCCUAAGUGAUACAAUGCUUUAGGUUUUCCCUCAUGUACUAAAUAUGUGUAUUCUCGUUGUUACUACAGGUACACAACUGCCUUCAAUGCCACAUGUCAUUUGACAGAUUGGUGGAUCUACGUCUGCACACCGUCUCCCAUACAGGGGAAAUGCCCAAUAAGGUCCAGCACCUACCACCUCACACCCUUGAACAAGCACACAGUACUGUGAACAUGUCAUUAAUUGACAUUGUAAGACUUCUCUCUCUUAUUAUCGCUUGAUCUUGUAUCUAUUUCAGUGUACGUCAUGCUCGGAACAAUUCAUGCAUAAAAAAGAUUUGAGAAAUCACGAAAUCAAAAUCCACGGUGCACCCAAACCACAUGCAGUAAGUCUUCUCUCUCUCCUUUGUGUUAAUUGGUCUGCCUUUUCAUGUAUUCAAACCUUUAUUGCCUCUGCAUUAUUGUCAAGAUUUAUGACUGCUUGCUUGCUGAUCACCUUCUGACCUGUGAUAAUACUUUUUCCCACAGUGCUCUCUGUGCAGCAAAGCCUACCUGUCUAAAACAGAGCUGCGUCUGCAUGAGGCGUCCAAGCAUCGCGGCGAGAAGCUCUUUGUGUGUGAGGAGUGUGACCAUCGAGCCUCCAGCCGACACGGCCUGCAGAUGCACAUCAAAGCCAUUCACAGGUGGGGCUGAGACUGGCUAUUGUAGUGGAAGAGGGGUUUGUUACCAUGGGGGAGCUAGGACUGUUUGACUCACCUGAUAUAGCCUUACUGUCAUAUAAUGUGAUGUGUUAAAUAAUGUGACGUCCCUGUUUGUCUUAAUUUCUCAGAAACGAGCGUCCAUUUGUGUGUGAGUACUGCAACCGUGCGUUCACCCAGAAGGCUAACCUGAACAUACACCUACGGAUUCACACUGGAGAGAAGCCCUAUCAGUGCCACCUCUGUGGGAAGACCUUCCGGACACAGGGUAACAACUGCCUUCUGCCCGUCAUCCUCUCACUAGGACCUGUAGAUACAGAGCACAACGCACCCAUUUCUAACAACAAACAUAGCUGCACAGAUGAUAUGGUAUGAUUUAGUCUCAAAGUAAUCAUUUAGAUACACACAGGCUCUGUCUCACAGACUAACACAAACUCUCACAUUAACAUCCAGUGUGCUUUCACACUGUCUAUUCCAAUGCUCAACAAUGUGCUUGUGCCAAUGCUUAUGUCUGUUCAUUGUGUGAUUUCAGCCAGUCUUGGCAAGCACCACCGCACCCACACGGGAGAGCGACCUUACAGCUGCGAGUUCUGUAACCAGCGCUUCACAGAGAAGGGCCCAAUGCUCCGCCAUGUCGCCAGCAAGCACCAGGACGACCGCCCUCACUGUUGCAAGAUAUGUAGCAAGACCUUCAAGGGUGAGAAUGGCCACAUGAGAUCGUGGAAUCACAGUUAAAAUAUUUUUUUUCCUGUCAUGUUGAGUUUACGAAAAGCUUUGUAGUACUAAGAUCUUUGCCUAAACCAGGUUUAAGAUUAUCAUAGUGCUACAAAACGUUUGGGAAUCUCACACCUAAUCAAUAGAUUGCUUCCAGAAGCAAUUCCAUCCCGACUUCAGUUGAACAAGACAAGUUUAUCGUAUGUUUUCUUAAUGUCUUGUUUAUUCCGCUAUCCUCUAGCGGUCGAGCAGCUCCACGUCCAUGUGCGUCGCCAUCAGGGCAUGAGGAAGUUUGAGUGCCAAAAGUGUGGCUACAAGUUCACCAGACAGGUAGGCCAUGCAUUUCCAGUGUGCUAGCUUGGUUCCUCAAAUUUCCAUGCACGCUUACUGCUCACCCGGCCACUGAGGGGAUCAUUAAAGUUUUAUUCAAUUGAAAUGUACACUGAAGUCUCUCCUAUUUUUCUCCAGGCCCACUUAAGGCGUCAUGUUCAGGUCCAUACCCGUACAGAGAACUACAAUCCACGUGAGAGAAAGCUACGGAACCUGAUAGUAAAGGACGUGGGGUCGCAGGAUGAGACUAGCCCCUCACAGACACCACCCACUGAGAAGGAGACACCCGAGGGGCCGGCACCUGUCUCUGGACCCAGUGUCCCGGUCUCUGGACCUAUACCUGGACCUGGAACAGUACCAGGAGCCAGUGACAUCCUCAGGGUGGUGAUCAAGCCCCUGGUGGAGGAGGUGGGCUUUAACCAGGGCCAGGUUGGGGUGGCACAGGGACAUGGCAAGGGUUUGGGUGUGAUGGGGCAUAGCUUCACUGUGACAGAUGUGAUGGAGCAGACUCUCCUGGUGGCAGAUUAUCCCAUCCCUGAGACCACGGUGGAGCUGGAGGACAUACAGGAGGACCCUCCUGCUAAGAGCAAUGCCUGA
Molecule: messenger RNA, 5889 nt
Organism: Coregonus sp. 'balchen'
Lineage: Eukaryota; Metazoa; Chordata; Actinopteri; Salmoniformes; Salmonidae
Source: the annotation of a GenBank genome assembly